This is a messenger RNA of Trichoderma citrinoviride, 1866 nucleotides long. RefSeq names its product WD40 repeat-like protein. The record is from RefSeq and is a predicted model, not a curated record. Gene Ontology annotation, molecular function: protein binding; ubiquitin ligase activator activity; anaphase-promoting complex binding. Lineage: Eukaryota; Fungi; Ascomycota; Sordariomycetes; Hypocreales; Hypocreaceae. The transcript has 7 exons. Gene Ontology annotation, biological process: positive regulation of ubiquitin protein ligase activity; positive regulation of anaphase-promoting complex-dependent catabolic process; anaphase-promoting complex-dependent catabolic process. Gene Ontology annotation, cellular component: anaphase-promoting complex. Bases 1 to 1866 code for a protein of 621 amino acids.
AUGGGCCCGGAUAGAUUUGUGCCUCAACGGGAUAGUGACAAGUCGAGCAAGCAGGUGUACCAGACUACAAAGGCCCUCCAGGAUCUCUCGCCUGCUGAGAAGCUAUUGAGAAGAAAGGGGGCCUCUUCGGCUCCGUACUCAACACCUCAGCGCUCUCCAACACGUGCGCCGGACAAUGCCCGCAUGGCACGAGUUGGCCAUGCUCGCAGCCAAGUGAGGAGCGUGGUACCAUCGAAUAGUCCCUCGGGCGCCAGACAACCCAGCCAGGGAAAUGUAUGGAUGGUCGGCGGUGUGGCACCCGGAACACCCGAGAUGGACCGCAACCAUCGUCGAAACCCUCGAGGCGUGACACCGGCUCGCCUCUUUACCAUGUCUGUGGGUACGAUGAGACCCAGCCGCCGCGAUGACUUGCAAUUCUACCAUGGCCGCGUUGCAUCUGCCCUCAAGAUUGACCGUGUUCGCCGCGUACUGGAGUUUACCUGUAGCAGAUCUACAACCCCUGAUUCUCCGAUUCGGGCAAUGCCCUUGCUUGCAGACCUGGAGCAUGGUUCAUGGGCCCAGAGUACUGAUGACGACGAUCUACGUGCACCCCUCGGCGAUGGCAAUGCAUUGCCAAGGCGCUCUCUCCCUACAGCUCCUUUCAGAGUCCUCGAUGCCCCCGAUCUGCGCGAUGAUUUCUACUGCUCUGUUCUAGCAUAUUCGCCCAGCUGCCAGAAGCUUGCAGUUGGCCUAGGAAACGUUUUGUACAUCUGGUCUAAGGGGUCAGGGCCUCGGGCUAUGCAUGGAUCUGCUGCGUCCCAUGUGUGGCUAACGUCGGUUGCUUUCUCGUCCGUCCAAGGAGGGAAAUGCAUCCUAGCCAUAGGACGUUCAGACGGAACGUUGGUGCUCAAGUCUACUUAUGACGGCCUUCCGCGCUUCCAGGUGCAACAGCCCUUUCCGGUGUCUUGCGUGAGUUGGCGCCCGAUAACGACCCUGAGACCCUCCAGAAACCCAUUCAACCCAGGAAUCACCGUGCAGACUGAGGACUUGAUCAUUGGCGAUGAUACUGGCGUGGUGUACUACUAUGCGGUCGAGUGGCCCAUGGGCUGGGAGGUCACACGAGACACAUGGCCGGGAAGUAUAUAUCUCAUCGCCAAGGUUUCACUACACACUCAGCAGAUAUGUGGCUUGUCAUGGUCGCCCAACGGGAAACUCUUCGCAACCGGGGGAAAUGAUAACUUGUGCUGCCUCUUCGAUGCAGACAGCGUGCUUGCCGAGAAGCAAGAGUCUGUCCAACUCAAACCGCACUGGCCGGGAUGGCAUUUGGCCACUGCAAGCACCCAGGAGGAAGAUGCAACCGACGCCCGACCUGCAAGGCCAUCGUCCACAGCGAUUCGGAGACUGGGCCCUGGGGCUGAGAAGCAUCGUUGGAUACACAAAGCCGCAGUCAAGGCCAUCGCCUUCUGCCCGUGGCGUGAAGGACUGGUUGCAACUGGUGGUAGGUCCAACGACAAAUGCAUCCACUUCUACCAUACAAGUUCAGGCGCAGCUUUGGCCACAAUAGCGGUCUCAGCUCAGGUGACGUCUCUCAUCUGGUCAUCGACGAGACGUGAGAUUGCUGCUACCUUUGGGUACACAGAACCGGAGCAUCCUUACCGGAUCGCCAUCUUCAGCUGGCCCGAAUGCAAGCAAACAAAGGGAGCGAACCACGAUCAGAAGAAUCGCGAGGGCUGCAUUGUCGUAGCGUCGAGUGACAGGAGCGUCAAGUUCCACGAGAUUUGGUGCAACGAAGGCAAGAUCCUGGGAAGGGGGAAGGGCAUGUUAGGGGGUAGUGGUAUCCUCGACAGCCUUGAGGGUAUCGACAACGAGGGGGAUGUGAUUCGCUGA